UUUUAGUCUUACUUUCGUGGUCAGUCAGGAUCAUUUAACUCACUAUGGCGAUAUAUAAUUUUAUCUUUAUAUAUGUGUUAAUAACUGUUACUAGUGUUUCCACAAUCUCAGCUGCUCCUAAUGGAUUGACCAAAAAUCAUAAUAUUACGAGCAUAAGCGAGGACUAUAAAGCACUGCGCAACGAUGCGCAGUGGUUAUUGCAACAUAUUGAAGUUAUUGCGGAUUCAUUAGUGCAAUUUUUGCCAUCAGUUACUAAGGAAGGCAGCAGAUCAUUAUCGGCUUCCUCAAAUAAUUCUACUUUUAUAGAAAACACACAACUAACACUUCUCCUCGGUUUACGUCAUGUACUUGUGGGGAUAAAGGAAAUAUCUGUGUCUUUUCAAAGACGUUUAUCCGGUGAUCAUGAACAUCAGCUAUAUCAAUUAAAAGCGGUCGGACAGCUCCUACAGGAUAUCAUACGUCUGGCCAAAAAUUGGUUUUCUUUGCUACGUAACAGUCUUGCGGAAUUAUUUCGUAUUUACAACCAUUAUAUACCCGAAGUGCUGCUCGGUAAAUGCUUUGGCAAAUAUAUUACCACUACAUAUCCAAAUCGAAGCUUUUACGAAUAUCCCUUUAUCUUACUGGGUGAAGUGAUCGAAUUUGGUCUUUCUUAUCUACAAAGCACACAAAUAUAUGACGAAGAAGAACAUAAGAAAAUUGCUACGACUUUGGAAGACGACGAGAUUUCGUAUGAACAAAACGAAAUUUGGCCAUAUGGUAUGGGCAAAUAUUCAAGAAGCCUUGAUGCUGCAAGUGAUGAAGGUCAGACAGAUACGAAUGUACUAAACAUACAACAUCCUUGGCAAAAAUGUUUGAAAAUGUAUGCAGCAGAUAGCAUUUCAAGACAAUUAAAGUUGUAUUUUAUAGGAGAAUGAAGUAUGUAUCAUAGUCAGGCAUGCUGAAAGGGUUUUUUUUUCAAACGUAUUUAAAACAAAUAAAAUAUUUAUGUAUACUAAUAACG
This is a messenger RNA of Ceratitis capitata (Mediterranean fruit fly), 1000 nucleotides long. RefSeq lists its product as uncharacterized. NCBI's taxonomy places the organism in Eukaryota, Metazoa, Arthropoda, Insecta, Diptera, Tephritidae. The transcript is spliced from 3 exons. The record is from RefSeq and is a predicted model, not a curated record. The coding region runs from base 45 to 914 and encodes 289 amino acids.